Molecule: messenger RNA, 891 nt
Organism: Sphaerodactylus townsendi
Lineage: Eukaryota; Metazoa; Chordata; Lepidosauria; Squamata; Sphaerodactylidae
Gene: CAPZA3
Product: capping actin protein of muscle Z-line subunit alpha 3
Exons: 1
Coding region: 1-891 (296 amino acids)
Biological process (GO): actin cytoskeleton organization; barbed-end actin filament capping
Cellular component (GO): F-actin capping protein complex; actin cortical patch
Molecular function (GO): actin filament binding
Source: RefSeq, a predicted model, not a curated record
AUGUCCGAGGACAGCGAAUUAUCAAAGAAAGAAAAAAUACAAAUGAUCUGUGGAUUGCUACGUCAGGCCCCUCCAAAUGAAUUCCACCACGUCUUUGAAGAUCUCCGCUUUCUGGUUAUGGAUGACCAGCUGAUGAGGACAGAAGCCGCGCAAGAGUGUGCCUUUCACAACAAAAAGAACUUCAAAGCAGUGAACUUACUAGGUGGAAAUUCUCUAGUGACUCACUACAACGAUCUCAGAGGGAACCGCUUCUUUGAUCCACAAAGGACAUUUUCGUUCAGAUAUGAUCACCUGAGCGGAAGAACAGAUAAGUUUUUGCUUCAAGGCACCAUGGGAGAUGACGCAGAAUUAUGGAGAUCAACCCUGAACGGUGCUUUAAAGACCUACAUGAAGAUGCAUUUCCCUGUAGGAACUUGCUGUGUUUUCAGAAAAGCCCUUAAGAGCAGUUCUUAUUUUGUGGUCUGCAUUGAAGGUCACCAGUACCAGCCUUCAGAAUCCUUUAAUGGCCUCUGGACAUCAGAAUGGACAUUUGCCUGCACCCCACCUUCUACAGAGGUCACUGGGAACUAUCACCUGCAGAUACACUAUUUCAGAAAAGCUAACUGGCAAGCGACGGUAGACAAAACCGUGGAGAAAUCCGUGCCCUUAAUUAACCGUGUCCAGUUCGCCACGGCGCUGGCAAAAUUCAUCGAAGCCGAAGACAAUGAAUUCCAGAUUGCCUUGGAGAAAAACCUCCAGGAAUUGUCCGUUGAUCUGUGGAAAACACUGCGGAGGAGGAUUCCUGUCACUCGGACUGUCAUCCGCUGGGAUAAACUGCUGAGCGAAGAGAACACCAAGGUGAAAACAUUCGGAAGCUCCGUAUCAUUAGGCAUGCUGAAGGGUCUCCCGUGA